Molecule: messenger RNA, 2009 nt
Organism: Astyanax mexicanus (Mexican tetra)
Lineage: Eukaryota; Metazoa; Chordata; Actinopteri; Characiformes; Acestrorhamphidae
Gene: ttc36
Product: tetratricopeptide repeat domain 36
Exons: 3
Coding region: 102-665 (187 amino acids)
Biological process (GO): cilium assembly
Molecular function (GO): protein binding
Source: RefSeq, a predicted model, not a curated record
GAGAGAACACCGCUUUCCCAGUACGUCCCAGUAAGCUCUACUUUUAUAAUACAUGUCUCUGUGAUUAGUUAUCUUCUCUGAGUCCAGUCAGUACCGGUGUCAUGGCAUCAGCACAGGACCGAGCGGUUCUGCAGGCCAUCUUCAACCCCAACACCCCAUUCGGAGAUGUGCCUGGAUUAAAUCAGGAGGAGGAACUCACGGAUAAUGACUCUUCCUUCGACCCGGUUCUGCUGCAGCAGGUGAAGGAUCUGGAGCUGAGGGGCGUUUCUGCUGCAGAGGCUGGAGACCUACAGACAGCACUGAGUCAUUUUAACCAGGCGGUUCAGAUCCUGCCCUCCAGAGCCUCGGCCUACAACAACCGGGCCCAGGCCAAACGCCUGCAGGGGGACACUACAGGUGCCAUCGAGGACUUGGAGCGGGCUAUCUCCCUGAGCGAGGGCACGGGGCGCUCGGCCUGCCAGGCGCUGGUGCAGCGUGGGCUGCUGCUCAGGCUGGCCAAGAAAGACGAGGAGGCCCGGGCGGACUUUGAGAGAGCGGCGGCGCUGGGCAGCGAGUUCGCCCGACAGCAGGCUGUUAUACUGAACCCGUACGCCGCUCUAUGCAACCGCAUGCUCUCCGAGGUCAUCGGCAAACUGCGCAACCCAGACCUGCCAGAGAUGCAGUAGAGAUGGAGGAACACACGGCACAGUUCAUUAUAUAUACAGAACCAGUCAAAAGCUCAUUCAAUUUGUUUUUUUUUCUAUCUUUUAAUGAUUUUUUUUUUUACAUUGUAAAUUUAAUAUUAAAUACUAUAUUAAUGUUAUACAGGUACAUGUGAAAUUAUAGUACACAAAACGUAUUAAACAAACCAAAAUAUUAUUACAAUAAUAUUUUAUUAUUAUUUAUAUAUAAAAGUACCAUUUUUUAAGACAAUAACAAGACUAUAAUUUUCAAGGCACACCGGAUUAUAAAACUCAUUUUAAGAGAUACUAUAAGGAAUUUAUAGUAGGUCUCCCUGCUAAAUAAGUUAAGUAAACCUAAGGCUAAGUGAACAAAACUGCAAUAAAGUCAAACGAGUGCUGGAUGUUAAUCUACACAGAUUUCUCUCCUGAAAACUGUUUAUUAGGGUGAGUAAAGCUCUCAUGUUUAUUUAAAGUUAGCUUAGAUUACCGAAUUUCUCCAGCAGUAAGGCUAGAGCAUUAGCAUCCGUAGUGUUCUGGCAGCAGGCUACAGGCCGAUAAUACUCACCUCUGAACAGGGAAAUGGCGGUUAGCAGCUAAUGCUAAUGCUACUCCAGUCUCAGUGCUGAGGAGAACUAAACUGAAACUCCCAUAUAGUGCUGUACUUCAGCAGAGUGGCUUUACUGCUCCUUACAACCGGACUGGUAGAAUUCAUACAUAAGACGCACCAGAUUAAAAGGCGCACUGAAUAUUUUUUGGGAAAAUUAAAGUGUUUUAAGUGCUCCUUAUAGUGCGAAAAAUGCUGUACACAUACUUGGUAUUUUAAUCUUAGUGUCUUCAUGAGGAAGAGUCACCUGGAAAAGUUUUCUCAGUGUCUUGAAGGAGAAACAAUAGCUCCAGCUCAUUCCACAUCAACAUCUCAGUAGAUCCGGUUUAGGUAAGGGGAUUGUGGAGGGGAAACACUUUUUUGUUUACUACAUAAUUCCAUAUGUGUCCCUUAAUUGUUUUCAUGUCUUUAAUAUUAAUCUACAAUGUAGAAAACAAAUUACAUAACAAAAUAAUAAAAAAAAAAAACAUUGAAUUGAACAUUGAGAAGAUAUGUCCAACUUUAGACUAGUGCUGGUACUGAUACUGAUAUAUAUAUAUAUCAGUACCAGUAUUUAUCAGUACCAGUAUUUAUAUAUAUAUAUAUAUAUAAUAUAUAUAUAUAUAUAUAUAUACAGACAUUAACACACAUGUAAAUGUAUCAAGUCAAACGUAUCUGCUGGAGUCAACAUGUGGACAUGGAUGUGGACAUAAUGUAUUGUAAUUCAAUGAUGUUGCUCAAUAAUAAAAGUGCAAUUUUUAUAA